AUGUCUGAUUCUACCGCUAACUCAACGGCCUCAGACAUAGGCGGUUCAGAUUUGUCGAAUCUUUACAGUGUUAUUAAUAGAGAUAGUGUCUAUGGGCUGAACCUUUCUGUGCCUGAAGAUGCGAAAGCGAUUAUCAAGCCAUGGGAUCAGCGAGAGGAUACGUCCCAGUUCAUAGAUUCUGGAGUAGAUGAUCAGGUUAUCAUCCACAUCCCCUUCUCGCAGAACGUUCGAAUUCGUUCGAUGAUACUGAAAAUAGGUGGGCAAUCUUUCGCUCGUGUUAACCUUUGCUCGAUGGACAUUGUGUCCGCAGGCCGAGGGGAAUCAACUCCUCGCAGGCUCCGCAUCUACGCCAAUCACCCUACCAUCGUUGACUUCGCUGAAGCGGAGGAAACCAAACCCCAGCUCGAGCUGAGUCUCUUGGAGGGUGAGGUGUCUGCCACUGAGUACCCUCUGAGAGUUGCAGCAUUUGCGAGCAUAAACACUUUGUCGCUGUUCUUCAGCCACGCGGUGGGUGACGAGGUAUCGAGGGUAUACUACGUUGGGUUCAAGGGGGACACGACGUCCCCGCGUAAAGAUGGGACUCAGAAACUAGAAAUCCCAGCAGCCAAUGCUCCGGAUGCGUCGCUAGUCGACCGUGUAUCGGAGAAAUCAGGCAGUCAGCAAACGACAGCUAGGUAA
Molecule: messenger RNA, 678 nt
Organism: Pleurotus ostreatus (oyster mushroom)
Lineage: Eukaryota; Fungi; Basidiomycota; Agaricomycetes; Agaricales; Pleurotaceae
Exons: 4
Coding region: 1-678 (225 amino acids)
Cellular component (GO): nucleus
Source: RefSeq, a predicted model, not a curated record